Molecule: messenger RNA, 1973 nt
Organism: Pelodiscus sinensis (Chinese soft-shelled turtle)
Lineage: Eukaryota; Metazoa; Chordata; Testudines; Trionychidae
Source: RefSeq, a predicted model, not a curated record
AGGGCUGUGGGGGUGGCAGCGCAGCCCAGUGGAUUGGGACUCGGCCGAGCAGGGCUCCAUUCAAAUCUCAGCCGCCAGAUCAGUGGGUGGUCUCAGAGGAGAAGAAGCUGGAAGUUAACAUAUCCUGGAGCAACCGGUGUGUAAGAAGCCCUGGGCUGAUUUCUUUCAUGUAGUUUACAUCAGCAGACACUGCUGGGAGGGGCAAAUGGAGUCACGUAACACCUCACUUUCCCCCUUCAACGGGACGGCACCCGACACGUCAGCAACAUGGCGGGGAGCCUUCCUGAUCAUCAUACUGCUCAUCGGGCUGCCGGCCAACGGCUUCGUUAUCUGGCUGAUAGGGUGGCGGCUGCGACGCCGGGGCCUGUCCGUCUUCAUCCUGAGCCUGGCCAGCUCCGACUUCCUCUUCCUCUGCGUCAUGGUCAUGCAGAUCAUGGAGACCCUGCAGGGUGACAACUGGGUGCUGGGUGCCUUCAUGUGCCGCCUGCGCCACUUCCUCUUGGAUUUAAGCUACCACUGCAGCCUCUUCCUGCUGGCUGCCCUCAGCGUGGACCGCUGCCUGCUGGUGCUGCUGCCCCUGUGGUACCGCUGCCAUCGCCCCCUGCGGCUCUCCACCUACAUCUGCCUGGGCACCUGGGUGGCGGCUUCCUUGCUCAGCAUCAAAGGCUUCAUCUUCCCCGACGUCAUCCUGUUUGAGGACGGGGUACUCGCCUGCUACAACGACCGGGGGAAGUACGAGUGGUCCCUGCGCUUGCUGGAGGUGCUGGUGGAGGGAUUCUUCCCCUUUGUUGUCAUGGUGACCACUCACGCUGUCACCUUGGCCCACACCUUGCGGCGCCACACCCGGGCCCCCAGCCAGUUCUACCGCAUUGUGGCUGCCACCCUGACCGUCUACGUGCUGCUCAACCUCCCGUUCCAGAUCACCCAGCUGCUCUUCCUGGUCGCCUUGGAGAACCAGGAGCUCUACAGUCGCCUCAUUCCCUUCCUGGUCUACACCGGCUACCUGAUCAACCUCAACACUAGCAUCAACCCCUACAUCUACCUCUUCUUCGGUUCCAACUUCUGCCCAAGCUGCAGCCACCCCAUGACCUCCGCCCUUGCCUCAGCCCUCACAGAGGAGCUGGGGAAGAGCCCCGGACACACACCUGAGGUGUCUUCCCCUGUCUAGCCCUGCCCACUCUACUCUCCCUGCAUAGCCCAGCUCUUGCUCUGGCACAGCUCCAGCCACCAAGUGAGGGGUCACUGGCUCCCCUGACAGGCCCUGUCUGCAUGGAGGGGGAAUGUGCACAAUGUGGGUUCACUAGUGCAAGGCCUUGUGUAAAUAGGUGCAAGGUGGGAGCUACUGGGGAAGUCCGAUCAGUGCUAAGGCCUUGUUUGCCCAGUCUAGUCAAGCUCCUGACACAUUCUCAGUAGGAGCAAACUGGGCCCAGCUCCCUGCAGAUCGGGGUCUGUGAAGCUCCCAGAACAUCUGGCCCUAGGCAGGGCAAUGCAAACACUGCCAUGACUGCAGCUGCCAACCCGCAGGUCCAGGACACACUGCAGCAAAGGGGCUACUGCCGCUUUGGGCCUAUCUGGGUUUGGCAAUCCUGAUGAUAGAUGUGGCUCCAAGGUCGUAGCGUUUUAAUGCAGUGGCUUUCUGCACACAUAUUCCAGAGACCCAGCGCUGAGGAUACCUCUGCCCCCCUAGCUCUGCCUCCUUGGCCGCCUGCAGCCUGACCAUUCUGACCUGCAGAUCUCACAAAAGUGGGUGCUUGGGCAACACAAGGGCAGAUGGGAUACUGUGUUGAUAAUUGCAAAGUAAUGCACAUGGGCCAUUACAUUAAAACGCCAUGACCUUGGAGCCACAACUAAUGUCAGGAUUGCCAAGCCCUGACAUGGCAAAAUAUAACCCCAACUCUACAGAAAAAAUGAUGGGGGUCUAAAAUAGCUGCUGCCACUCAAGAAAGAGAUCUUGGAAUCCUUGCAGAUAGCUC